GAUCCUAAUCAAUGGGAAAUAUUGCAAUAGGAAUAAAUUCAAAAAGAAAUCCUGCUACAUUCUACAAGAUAUAAAUCUACACCGUGAACUAACCACUUUGGAAACACUAAAAAUAGCAGCUGAUUUCAAAUUUCCAUCCAUAGUUUCAGUGGAGGAAAAAAUGGAAAUUGUGCUAAAUGUGUUGCGAAUUCUUGGCUUGACUGCAAAAUCAUCCACACGUGUGGAGCAUUUAUCUGGUGGGGAGUGCAAACGACUCUCAAUUGCUCUGGAUUUACUUACGAAUCCUCCUGUGAUGUUUCUGGAUGAACCAACAAGUGGCUUAGAUAGUGUUUCGGCUGUUCAGGUCAUUACGCACCUCAAGGACUUGGCAAGAGCAGGAAGGAAUGUUAUCUGUGUGAUUCAUCAACCAUCAUCGAGACUUCUCGAACUAUUUGACGACAUCUUCAUCAUGUGCAACGGGCAAUGCAUCUACAAUGGGCCUCUAGAUAGUAUGGUGGCAAAAUUUGAGGAAGCUGGCUUUGAGUGCCCACAAUUUUACAAUAGAGCCGACUUUGCACUUGAAAUUGCAACGGGAGAACGACUAGGAAGCUUGGAUAAUCUCAUUAGCAAAGCAACAAGAAGAAUUCAUUGUGUAACCGGUGAAAUCCUUAAAGAUCAGGAGAAUUUUCAGGAAGAAUAUUUAGAAUUCACUAAAGUGCUCGAUAAACAAGAAAGAAAACGAAGAAGUUUGAACAGAGAUAUUGAUCAGAAAUAUCCAAUAUCGCAAUGGAAACAAUUUCUUAUUUUAUUAAAGAGAUCAUUCGUCUGUAUUUCCCGGAAUUUUGUAGUAACACAACUGAAGAUUUUAACACAUCUUUUUAUUGGAUUAGUCGUUGGUUGGAUUUAUUACGACGUGGGCAAUGAUGGUGCAAAAGCUACAACCAAUAUUUCUCUUCUUUUCUUCUUAAUUAUGUUCUUUUACUUUGGAAACGUUAUUCCAAUUGUUCUGCUUUAUCCUUCAGAAUCUAAAAUUUUCUACAGAGAAUACCUAAACAACUGGUAUGGUUUCCUUCCAUAUUUUUAUUCGAAAAUCAUAGUGGAAAUCCCGUGUUUGGUGAUUUCAACAUUUUCAACCCUCAUUCCAAUCUACUACCUCACAAAUCAACCAAUGGAGAUCGACAGAUUCUUCCUUCUGGCUAAUAUCCAUCUCCUAACAAUGCUGAUAGCCCUCUUUGCCGGACUUGCAACCGGGACGCAAUUUGGCACAGAAAUAGGAAUGUUCUUUAUGCCAUCCUCUGGAUUGAUCUUCGUUGUUUUCUGUGGCUACUACAUACGUUACAAUGAACUAUCACCCAUCCUACAACCCUUGACAUUCAUCACAUUCUUCCGGUACAUAUUUGAGGGUUCCUUUCAGGCAAUCUAUGGCUUUGAGCGUCAAAAUCUCGAUUGUAGUCAAAUCUUUUGCUAUUUGAGAUCUGUGUCCAAGAUCCGUGAAGUCAUGGAUAUGACCGAAAAUACGUAUCUAUUGGAUGUUUUGGGGUUAAUUGUGUGGAUUCUAGUCUUAAAAUUUCUCUUUUUCAUUGCUUUGAGGCGUAAAAUUAAAAAGUUUACUGAUUAAUGUGCUUGUUUUGUUAAGUAUGUGUGGGAAGGACUAGAAAAUGUAGUCAAAAUCGAACUUCUUUUUAUUUGAUUUAAUAAAUAUUCCGACUGGACUUUUUGUGAGGGAGGAGUUUGUGAUGACACAAUUCAAUUCCACAGCGUAUCCAAGGUAAUGAUCGAAGAAACCCUGCAAAACCCCACAUUCCCGGAAGGAAAGCCCUUCA
Lutzomyia longipalpis is the source of this 1802-nucleotide messenger RNA. Its product is annotated as ATP-binding cassette sub-family G member 4-like. Bases 161 to 1597 code for a protein of 478 amino acids. Gene Ontology annotation, cellular component: plasma membrane. Lineage: Eukaryota; Metazoa; Arthropoda; Insecta; Diptera; Psychodidae. Gene Ontology annotation, molecular function: ATP binding; ABC-type transporter activity; ATP hydrolysis activity. The record is from RefSeq and is a predicted model, not a curated record. The transcript is spliced from 7 exons.